GGGAGAGAAGUGAACAUUUUUGAAAGAUCACUCAGCUCUAACACACCUUGGCUGGGUCUGGAUAAAAAAAAGUGGGAACUGCAAACGUCUAGAAGAAAACAUCAGGGCAAGAGAGAGGGGGAUUUAUUCAAAGUUCCCAUUCCUUCAAAAUCUCAAACGAGGUGGCUAUGGUAUGGAUGUGACCAAGAAAAGCAAGCGAGAUGGCACCGAAGUCACUGAAAGAAUUAUCACUGAAACAGUAACGACAAGACUUACAUCCUUGCCGCCAAAAGGGGGAACCACCAAUGGCUAUGCUAAAACGGGCUCUCUCAGUGGAGGGAGUCGGCUGGAGAAACAGAGCCUGACCCAUGGCAGCAGUGGCUACAUAAACUCAAGUGGAAGCACCCGAGGCCAUGCCUCCACCUCCAGUUACAGGAGGGCUCAUUCACCUGCCUCCACUCUGCCCAACUCACCAGGCUCAACAUUUGAAAGGAAAACUCACAUCACCCGCCAUGGAACAUACGAAGGGAGCUCCAGUGGCAACUCUUCUCCAGAGUAUCCUCGGAAGGAAUUUGCAUCUUCUGCAACCAGAGGACGGAGCCAAACACGAGAGAGUGAAAUACGAGUUCGACUGCAGAGCGCUUCCCCAUCUACCCGAUGGACAGAACUGGAUGAAGUUAAACGUUUGGUCAAGGGAAGCCGAUCAGCAAGCGCGAGCCCCACUCGGAAUUCCUCCAAUACACUCCCCAUCCCCAAGAAAGGCACUGUGGAGACCAAAACUGUGACAGCGAGCUCCCAAUCAGUGUCUGGCACCUACGAUGCAACCAUCCUGGAUGCCAACCUUCCCUCCCACAUGUGGUCCUCCACCUUGCCAGCAGGGUCCUCCAUGGGGGCCUAUCACAACAACAUGACAACCCAUAGUUCGUCCCUCCUCAACACCAACGCCUAUUCUACAGGAUCGGUCUUUGGGGUUCCAAACAACAUGGCAUCCUGCUCCACUGCUCUGCACCCGGGAACCAGCACCUCCUCAGUGUUUGGCAUGCAGAACAAUCUGGCCCCCAGCUCAUCUGCCCUGUCCCAUGGCAUGGCCACCACCUCCACAGCAUAUGGUAUGAAGAAAAACAUAUCCCAGAGCCCUGCCGUUGUGAGCACUGGCGUGUCCACCUCUGCCGCCUGUACCACAAGUGUCCAGAAUGAUGACCUCUUGCACAAGGACUGUAAAUUCCUGAUCCUGGAGAAAGACAAUGUGCCUGCCAAGAAGGAGAUGGAGCUGCUGAUCAUGAACAAGGACAGCGGGAAGGUCUUUACCGCCUCCCCUGCCAGCAUCGCUGCAACUUCUUUUUCAGAGGACACCCUAAAAAAGGAAAAGCAAGCUGCCUACACCGCUGACACCAAGCUAAUCUUGGAAACUAAUGGAGAUGUGAAGACGGUGACCACAAAGGGCAAGGCCGCCUCCGCAGAUAUCCACGGCUAUGACCGCCAUAACGGUGUCAGUGGCAUUAAAGGUGGCAGUGGUGGUGCUGGCGGCGGUGUUGGCGGGGGCCAGUGGGGGGCGGCGCCAGCUUGGUGCCCCUGCGGCUCCUGUUGCAGCUGGUGGAAAUGGCUGCUGGGCCUGCUGCUCACCUGGCUGCUGCUCCUGGGCCUGCUCUUCGGCCUCAUUGCUCUGGCCGAGGAGGUGAGGAAGCUGAAGGCGCGCGUGGACGAGCUGGAGAGAGACAGGAGCAGGGUGCUGCAGUACCAGGAGCAGAUGGAGAGGAGCAGCAAGGACCGGCUGCAGGGGCUGGCGCCCGAGGUGCGCGCAGGCCUGGGCGAGUCCGGGCCCGACGCCUCCAGUAAGGAGGUGCUCUGGCUGUUUGUGAGGAACAAGUUGAUGAUGGAACAAGAAAACGGCAAUCUCCGAGGAAACCCUGGCCCUAAAGGUGACAUGGGAAGUCAAGGCCCUAAAGGAGAUCGAGGUCUUCCCGGGACUCCAGGUAUCCCUGGGCUCUUGGGACAACCAGGUCCAGAAGGACCAAGGGGACAAAAGGGCAGCAUGGGAGAGCCUGGCAUGGAGGGACCUGUGGGCCAGAAAGGACAGGAAGGCCCCAGGGGACUUCGUGGUGAACCAGGGCCACCUGGGUUUGGAGAAAAAGGGGACAAAGGGCUUGCUGGUGAACCGGGCCCACCUGGUGUCCCGGGUUCUGUGGGUCCCAAAGGUGCCAGUGGUUCUCCUGGCCCACAGGGUCCCCCAGGCCCUGUAGGUCUCCAAGGGUCCCGAGGUGAAGUGGGACUCCCUGGUGUCAAAGGUGACAAAGGACCUAUGGGACCACCAGGACCUAAAGGUGACCAGGGUGAGAAAGGACCCCGAGGCCUCACAGGUCAGUCCUACAUGGAAAUCCACUUCAAUCAUUUAAAGACAUUUUGUAAAUCUAUUGGGCACUGGAGAUGGGGAAAAAAAUACAGAA
Miniopterus natalensis is the source of this 2423-nucleotide messenger RNA. Lineage: Eukaryota; Metazoa; Chordata; Mammalia; Chiroptera; Miniopteridae. The record is from RefSeq and is a predicted model, not a curated record.